CGCCGCUAUCUUGUGGACUGGAUGAGUGAUGUUGGCGAGCACUGCCGCCUACAUCACAGCACUAUUCAUGUGAGUGUCCUUUACUUGGACAAAAUAUUUCGAUCAGGGAGUAUCCCUCGCAGUCAGUGGCAGCUUCUGGCAACCGCUUGUAUUUCUGUGGCUGCCAAGUAUGAAGAAGCAGAAGAACACUGUCCUCCUAUUCCGGAUUUGUUGCAACUUACGAAACUUGCCGACGUCGGGCACACAUCACUGUCUUUUCGAGAGGGUGAGCUGAGAGUUCUGCGUCAUUUGGGAUGGCGGCUUCGUGCCAUUCCUCCUAUUCACGUCGUAGGCUAUUUUUUGGCCAAGGGUGUAUGCUUCGAGGAUGAUAGUUGGCAGGAGCGUGGUCUUGUAGAAAAGAUACCCAAGUACGUCAAAAAGUACGCUGAGUUCUUCUGCAAUCUGACUUUGCAGGAGCACUCUUUCCAGCAGUACUUGCCAACCAAGCUGGGAGCCGCGAUUAUUCUCGCCUCACGCGUUGCGCUGCAACUAGAACCCCGUUGGAAAGCGGAACUUGUCCGGCUUACAGGCUAUUCGGAGUCGGAUAUUUCCCCUAUUUUCCAGCAUGUAUGGAACCAUUACGAGGAACAGUUUCCCGGCCAUGGAUCUCGCUCUAUUUCGCCCCGCAGCGUGCAAGCGUCCACAUUCUAACGUGUAUACAUUCGUAUUUUGAAUAAUAGCAUAUAUGCCCAUC
This is a messenger RNA of Phaeodactylum tricornutum CCAP 1055/1, 733 nucleotides long. RefSeq lists its product with no specific name. The coding region runs from base 22 to 690 and encodes 222 amino acids. NCBI's taxonomy places the organism in Eukaryota, Bacillariophyta, Bacillariophyceae, Surirellales, Neidiaceae. Gene Ontology annotation, cellular component: cyclin-dependent protein kinase holoenzyme complex; nucleus; cytoplasm. Gene Ontology annotation, biological process: mitotic cell cycle phase transition; regulation of cyclin-dependent protein serine/threonine kinase activity. Gene Ontology annotation, molecular function: cyclin-dependent protein serine/threonine kinase regulator activity. The record is from RefSeq and is a predicted model, not a curated record. The transcript has a single exon.